AUGGAAAGCGAGAUUAUUACACAAACUGUGUUGACAGAAACAGAAAUAAUACAAAGCAAAAUGUGGAAACAUAUUAAUCAGUUAGUUAAUAAAAAUUCUAGAUCAACAAAUAAAGCAGUACUACAAAUAGACGAACAGGUUAUUAUUGAAAAUGAAACUAUAGCUGAUUUGUUCAAUGAAUAUUUUACUGAUAUAGGACCAAAUCUGUCGAACCAGAUCACGGAAACUAACACAGAUUUUAAACAUUAUAUGAAAUUUAAAACUCAACAUAAGUUCAAUUUCGAAAACAUUAAUAUCAAUGAAGUGUUAAAUGCACUGGAGAAAUUAAAGACGUCUAAGUCAACUGGACAUGAUAAUAUCCUAGCCAAACUUUUGAAAGAUGCGAGUGAAGCCGUGGCGCCUUUUUUAGUAUUUAUUUUUAAUACUUCACUCAAACAAGGAAUUUUCCCUGAUGAUUUUAAGACUGCAAGAAUUUCUCCAAUUCAUAAAUCUGCUGACAAAAAAAAUCGAGGCAAUUAUAGACCGAUUUCCAUUCUUUCGAUUAUUGCUAUAGUGCAGCGG
Molecule: messenger RNA, 561 nt
Organism: Paramuricea clavata
Lineage: Eukaryota; Metazoa; Cnidaria; Anthozoa; Malacalcyonacea; Plexauridae
Source: the annotation of a GenBank genome assembly